Molecule: messenger RNA, 1252 nt
Organism: Lachancea sp. 'fantastica'
Lineage: Eukaryota; Fungi; Ascomycota; Saccharomycetes; Saccharomycetales; Saccharomycetaceae
Source: the annotation of a GenBank genome assembly
AUGGAAGCAGCUUCUUGUACAAGUGACAACCAGUCAACGGGUCAACAUCAUUCUGACGCUUCAUCAAGUGACUCGCUCGCUGAUGAGGGUUUACAAGCCAACCCAGCAACAACUGGUGCUGGCCUUGAUGAGUACAGAACAUCAGCCACCGCUGAAUACGUCGCGAGCUCAACGAAUCAUGCCGCAAUGGAACAAUCGGAGCUUUAUCUUGAGUACUUUCAUUCAUCAAUCAUAAGGGAGGAUUUAGCUACUAUAAAGAAUCCUCGCCUUUCACUGGAUAAAAUGGCAAAUGCUAUCAGAGAAUUGAUAAGAAGUGAAAGGCUACAGAUCAUCAGAUCAUGGGAAAGAGUUUAAGUUCAGGUGGACUGACAACUCGACGUACUACCUGGUCAAGUAUUGCAACGAAAUCGGUCCAUUUUACGGCUUCGAACGUCUGAAUUCACCUAGAGUUGAGAAGCUAGAACGAAGCAGCUUCAUAUCUCUUAAAUGGAGUUGUAUUUUGUAUGAUCUUCUGUUGUCAUUACAAUUCGAAAACAAUAUCAUACCAACAGAGGGUCAAAUUAAACAGAGGUGCAGAUAUCUAACAGACAUGGCACAUCCCAAAUUAUUUGCCGUCACUACAGGAGAUGAGAGAAAUCCUUUCUCGAUUACUGGAGUUGACAAAAUAGAUGACGUUUUGGAACAGCUCUGUAGGCUGAAAAAUGAUUCGGAACUGAGUAAAGCAGAAUACCAUAAACGUGUUACCGACCAACGACAUAAUAAGAGGUCUGUGGGCCAGAUGCUAUGCUCAAAUAGUAUUCCGAGUGUCAUUGAGAGCCUUGUCCCUUUAGACUCUGAUGAGCAGUCUUCCAUAGAUGACGUGAACCAACCUAAUACUAUCACGGUCGAAAAGAGGAACAGAUCAGGCAAGUCGCUGAACUCAAGAGAUGUCGCGUCAUUUGCCCAUUAUUUCUCUGAACUCUCAGCACCAACGAGAGAACUGCAAGAUUCUGCGCUACGAACUAUUGAAGCAACACUUUCGGAAGAAAGGAAACGCGAAGCAAAAGCUCAACAGCAGAUUAUAGAAUUUCAACAACAACAAAUGGAAUACAGCGCUCAAAAAGAAAAGCGUGAACAAUUCGAUCAUGAAGCCAAAAAGAUUAAGACUGUAAUGGAAAUGACGCUCAUGGCCCAAAGCCUAGAAAAGGGGAAUUCUUCAUCGACUAAUGCUGUAAAGAAGAUGCUUCAAGACUUUUUAGCACACUAUGCGUGA